GUGUUCAACUGAAAAAUUCAAUUCAUUAUUCCUUUGCCUCAGAGAGUUUAAUUGUUUACAUAACAAUGAUUUGUUGUCAGACUCUCAUACAUAGUUCUACUGAUUUAAUCAGAUACAUAAAAUGUGAAAUAUCAGCUUAUAUCUGGUAAUUAUAUUUCACUCUGAUUUAAAUAUAUAUACCAUGAGAAACAGAUACACAAGGUGUUCCUUAUAAACACAUCAGUUCCAUCUGAACUGAGUAUCAGUUACCCUAUUCCAAUAGCACCGAUCGGUAUUUACGUCACUUUUUGCACACGACACGUAAAUUUCAUCCUCUCAGCAUGCAGCAUCACAAAAUGCGGACAAACAUUGUCCGAUAAGAAAAUGGCGAGUAAUGUAGAGUUAACGGAAGACGAUAUUCCAGGAGCGAAAUUUGUACAUUUAAACGUAGAAGAACACACCAAUUUACAGCUCAAGAGGUGGCUAAAGUGUCGUGGCCUUGUGUCAGGUGGAAAAAGAAAUGAUUUAAUUGAAAGAUGCAAAGAUGCUAUUCGAAAGAAUGUGAAAAUCGAUCUCGGGAUCGAUGAUGGAAAAUGGCAUGAUAUUAAGAAAGCGCCUGUCCAUCCUGACAACCAAGUUCCUCUAUUACCAAUUUCUGGUUGGAAAAAGUUUCCUGCAAAUCAUGUCCCAAAGCAUUUUAAUUAUGGACACAUUUACCAUUACCUUGUUGAGUCAUUGUCAGCUUACGGAAUGACAGAUGAAAACAGUACUGACACAGAUGAAGAAAAACAUGAGGAAGGCGACGUGCAUACCAGUAAGUCCUUUACAAAAGGAAAAUUUAUUCAGAAGUGGGCAUGUUAAAAAUAUGCAAGACAUCAGCAGUAAGGGAUUUUAUUUUGUAAAAUCUACAGUCCAAGCCUCCUACUCUCAAAGAGGAUAAUAGAUUCAUGUACCAUAACCAUAUCAGAAAAUUCUGGUACCAUAAAAGAGGGGACAUGCACAUGCAGCGCUGCGGGGCUUGGCAGAUGUGCGUAUGUUGCUGCUGUUCUAUUUGCCAUUGACGAUUUCAUUCAAGAAUUUGGAAAUGAUGUCCCCACAUGUACUGAAAAGCUGUGUGGUUGGAAUAAAGGCAGACGUCAAAAUAAAAAUCCGACUGCUGUCUAUGCAAAAACAUAUCCGUCUAUGAAAAAGGAGCUGAAGAAAGUACGUGUAUCUGGAGAGAACCUAUUGAGAAGUGAUCCUAGGCCACUGACUUUGAGAUCGGACACAGCUUCAAAGGAAGACAUUAAUAAUUUUCUUUCCGACCUCAAUUCGAUAGGAAAGGAAUGUGAAUGGACAAAUCUCUUGGAUUACGAGUAUGACAACUUUUCUGUAGACGACUAUGGUACAGAAAUUUUGAAGUCACAAUGCGAACAAUUCCUACAAAAUUUAAAACUCCAAUGCGCAGGGAAGGAAACACCAUUCGUGUUAAAAAACACAAGUGGACAGUCCGACUCAACAGAGUGGAUGCUACAAAGACGAUGUAGAAUAACGGUAUCGAUUGCCAAAGACGUAACAUGUCUAAGAAGUGGCUACACGGGUAUGGUCAGUAGACUGUUGUGGACAGACUCCCCCGAGACACCCGCUUUAAUAUAUGGUAAAGAAAAUGAGGGCAAUGCAUUGGCAAAAUACAAGGACUGUAAUCAACUAUACAAUGUUGAAACAACCGGGUUGUGGGUCAACCCACACUAUCCAUGCCUAGGAUGUAGUCCAGACGGAAUAUUUGAGGAUAGAGCCUCCAAAGCAACUGGUCUUGUGGAGAUAAAAUGCCCCUAUUCCCUGAAAUAUACCUCGCCAAAUGAGGCACUGAAAAACUUGAGCAAAAAACAACAAAAUAACUUUUUCUGCUCGUUGAAGGAAGAUGGUACGCUCAAAUUAAAGAGAAAUCAUAAAUACUAUUUUCAAGUGCAAAUGCAGCUAGCAAUUUCUGCAAAACAAGUAUGUGAUUUCGUUGUGUGGUCUCCUCAUGGUAUUUCAGUAGAAAGAAUUCCUUUCGACCCAACAUUUUGGAGUCACGUGUAUCCUAAACUAGAGUGCUUUCAUAAAGAGUAUGUUAUUCCUGAAUAUUUCAUGAUGAGGAUCCCUCGAGAACUUGAGGCAGUCAAAUUUAAAUAUCAAAAUGAAUAAAAACUUGAUACUCAAA
Molecule: messenger RNA, 2161 nt
Organism: Ostrea edulis (European flat oyster)
Lineage: Eukaryota; Metazoa; Mollusca; Bivalvia; Ostreida; Ostreidae
Exons: 2
Coding region: 364-840 (158 amino acids)
Source: RefSeq, a predicted model, not a curated record